Pocillopora verrucosa is the source of this 1578-nucleotide messenger RNA. Its product is annotated as adenosine receptor A2a-like. Gene Ontology annotation, cellular component: plasma membrane. The record is from RefSeq and is a predicted model, not a curated record. Lineage: Eukaryota; Metazoa; Cnidaria; Anthozoa; Scleractinia; Pocilloporidae. Gene Ontology annotation, biological process: G protein-coupled receptor signaling pathway. Gene Ontology annotation, molecular function: G protein-coupled receptor activity.
AUGGCACAAAGCGAUGAAAGCCCUCCCAAGAUACUGAUAGAAAGGAUACGCAUCAACAGCACACUACUUACAGUUGUCCUCGCCAUUAUUUCCGUAGUAACCACGGCAGGAAACCUCCUAGUAAUCUGGACUUUCUAUAGGAAUCCGCGCUGGGAACAACGGACCGUUUCCAAAUUGCUUGUAGUGAACCUCGCUGUGGCAGAUUUGAUGGUUGGCCUCUUGGGUGAACCACUUUUGAUAAUCAGUCAUUUAGUGCUGAAAAACAGUCAUAAUGAGUUAGCGAAUAAUUUUACGACCGCAGCUGGAGUGGUGCUCAUCUUAACGAUGGCCGCUUCAAGUUGUACAAUUUACAACCUUACAUUAGAGAGGUACCUUUCUUUGGAGAUGCCUCCGUGGCGAGAGAAGCUGUUUACUGGUUUGCCUGGGAAGCUCAGCAUUUGUUGUAUUUGGAGUUUUGCAUUACUUAUGGCCUUUCUUCCAACUCUUAUUGGAAAAGUGGAUAUGAUUAAACUGUUUCAUUCCGGCUUUUUUGUCUUUGUUGCAAUUGUUGUAAUCGGUUUGUACAUGCGCAUGUUCAUAAUCAUCCGAAAAUUCAACAAGACGCCUCUCACACAAAGAAUUAAUCAGCCACUUGUUCAACCUGGGCAUGCGUAUACUGCAGCGAAAAGACGAGAGCAUUCAUAUGUCAAAGACAUGUUUCUCUUUGUUGGAGUAUACUUAGUGUGUUACCUUCCUUUUUGCAUCGCUAGUUUUAAUAGUUAUUCUUCUAUAUCAAUAGUAGCAGAAAAAACUGGUUUGAUCUUACUUGCGUUCUUGAACUCCGCUCUCAAUCCAGUUCUCUACACAUUUACAAUGCCACGUCACCGACGCAAAGUAAAGAAGAUUCUUGAUGGUUUAAUUAGAGCGCUCCGUUUGUCUUUUUGUAGGUAGAAAAGUGAGCUUUAUGGAGCUUAACCCAACGGCAUGAUAGCCGGCUCUUGUUCAAAUAGGCUAUCUAUUGAUGAAAAUAUGCUUUUAAACAACUGUUUUUGCUAUUAACCAAUUACGUUGGUCUAGUCUACAAACAACUGAAAAUAAUAGUUGACAUUCACCGCUAAAGUCUUUUAAUCAAGAUGACGAUUUUUUGAGUCAGUUUUCAUCUCUCACACGAAAGCCUAUUUUUUGCCCUUAAAAGUACACCGUUAUGAUGUUCUACUAUUUUAAUAGCCCUGAAUGAAAACUUGAUUAAAUUAAACAUAGUUGCCUUUUGAUAUAUAUCUAACAGUUGAUAGCCUCAACAUUUUGCCAUAUCUACUGAAUAAGCUUUUGAAGAAAUCAAACAAAGUUUAAUGCUACUCUGGCUUAAAGAUUUAAUGAAUGUAACCAAGAAGUUACAGUUCAUAGACCCAACGUUUUAACACUCUUGUCUGGUACUUUCAUAAGGGGUGAUCUAAUCGCUGCAACAAGAGGCCCAUUUUUAGAACAUUCUGUCAAACGAGGUUGAGCAGGUCACUAGUUGAAACAAUUUUAAUGCAAUUAUGAAUCAAAUAGGAUUUAUCAUAAGAAAUUUUAUUGUAAAGUUGUUACUAAAAUAGGCAA